AUGGCCUACUUAACAUAUCAAGUCUAUUUAUUUUUUAUCAUAAUUAUUAGUACAAUCUUGCAAAUAUAUACUAUUAGUGAUUUUUCUUUACAAUGUAAAAAAGGAUAUCAUAUUACAGCUAUCAAAAGAGUUGCAUCACUAUAUCAUAAAGGUCCUGGUAGUUUUCAAGUUGAAUGCCAACUUUUAGAUACUGAAAUUCAAAAAGUUUCAUGUGAAAAAUUAACAACAGCACCUCAAUGUAAUGGACAAUUAGAAGGUUGUUCAGGUAACCAGUUUUUAACAGGAUUUCAUGGUUAUUCUCUUACCAAUGACUCAAAUGUUGUUUUGCUUGAUCCAAUUUGUUGUUCAUCAUCUAAUGUUAAAAUUGAUUCACUUUCCUGUUCAUCAGAAAGAAUUAAUAAUGUUGGUAAACCAUUUUCACAUAAAUUAGAAACGAGUGAUUUUUCAUAUCGUGGAAUGCAAUGUUGGCAUCAAUAUAAAAGUUCUGAUAAUACUUUAUUAGAUAUUGUAGUAAAAUUAGAAGUUUGUACAAUAACAUCAAGUACUUUUAAUUCUAAAAGAAAUUGGAAAUUAGAAAGUUGUCCACCUUGUAAAUGUUUUUGUGGUAUACAACAUUGUCCUGGAGGAAAGAUACCUGUAAAGAUUAUACACAAACAUUUUUUGCCAAACGAAUGCAGUUGCAAUUGUCAAUGUGCAUAUAAAUGUAUUUAA
Strongyloides ratti is the source of this 711-nucleotide messenger RNA. RefSeq lists its product as hypothetical. Bases 1 to 711 code for a protein of 236 amino acids. The transcript is spliced from 3 exons. NCBI's taxonomy places the organism in Eukaryota, Metazoa, Nematoda, Chromadorea, Rhabditida, Strongyloididae. The record is from RefSeq and is a predicted model, not a curated record.